AUUGCUAGGAAUCACCUCAUCCGACAUGCUUCCCUUGCUGAUUGAUUGCUCCUAAAUUAGGCGGCCGCACCGCUUGGUCCAGUCGAGUAACUGUCCACGGCCGUACCCUCUCCGCACGAUUCUGGUACGACGGCAAGAACCUCAACAAUGCGAAAGAAGACGCCGCCGAAAUGGCUCUCAACUACCUGACCGGUUCGAAUCCCAGCUCGCCAGCCAACAGCAGAGGCAGCUGGUAAAGAAGACAACGAAACGAAAGACGGAUACAGACGUGCAAAGAUACCCGCAACUUGCAGCGAAAACAUCCAUUCGAGCAUCAUCGUCUAGCGUCACACUUUUUUGUCUCUUUUGAUUUCUUUCAACGCACUUUUCUUGCUGUUACUUUUCCUGGGCUUUUGUUUCGGAUGUUCAACUGUACGAAUACACACCUGGAGUUGAGUUUGGGAGACAUCGGCCAAAUGCCACACGGCACAAGGGGACAUCACGGAACAUCGGCGUACGAAUACAUUUCUACCUACGGUCAAUUGGGAGGCUCCGAAAAGGAAGAUGGUGUUGAGCUGGGCGAGGAGAAAUGGCGCAAAAGAAACAUUCGUUUCUCACCACGUCAAUCCACAGGGGGGCGGUGGGAGGGGCACGCGGCGGCGUGUCUUGCUUCUCUCUGUACUCCUCACACGUGUGGAACAGGGACGGGAGCUGAAAGAAGGAAUUCCAAAACGAGACAGAACCUUGGCGAAACAGCGCCGGCAGGACAGUUGACGGGGUCACGAGGGACUCUUUCUCAUUUAAUUCCUUGUUGUUUUGGGCGGCGUUGCGAAGCCGGGCCCAGGUUGGUAAUUGGGUUGCAGUUUGGACAUUUUUGCCCUUUUUUUUGUUUUUCUUUAUGGAGCGGCGUUAAUGACGGGAAAAGCAACCACCAGCGCAAGGGAUGCUGUCGUGGCAUAGCUAGGUAGAAAAGGGAUUUACGUUGAACGGAGCUGGUUCCUCUCGCGAAGUUUCCAAAAGAGAUGAGGACCAACAAGACGAGACUUCCUUUUUCCUGUCG
Molecule: messenger RNA, 1039 nt
Organism: Colletotrichum acutatum
Lineage: Eukaryota; Fungi; Ascomycota; Sordariomycetes; Glomerellales; Glomerellaceae
Exons: 1
Coding region: 402-947 (181 amino acids)
Source: RefSeq, a predicted model, not a curated record